Messenger RNA from Salvia splendens (bonfire salvia), 1459 nucleotides. RefSeq lists its product as uncharacterized. The transcript is spliced from 7 exons. Bases 320 to 1270 code for a protein of 316 amino acids. Lineage: Eukaryota; Viridiplantae; Streptophyta; Magnoliopsida; Lamiales; Lamiaceae. The record is from RefSeq and is a predicted model, not a curated record.
UCUAUUUUUAUCUAAAAUCUUUCCACAAACAUUUUGAAACAGUAUAGUAAAAUCCAUAUAAUUAAUAAAUUGAUUUAUAAAAUACAUUGUGAUCGAUUGAGGCUUUUGUAGAAGAGCCCGCCAUCACCCUCUCGCUCUAUAUUUGAUCGUCUCUAUAGAUUCCCUCUCUUUGGCUCUGAGCUGUAAACAAACUCAGCAAAUUACAAACCCAGGCAUUGUAAGUAGGCUGGUAAGCGACGGAGCAUCUCAGAACCCUGUGGCUUAGCUAUUCGUGAAUUAACCAGCCAAAGUAUUUAGCCCUCUUUUUGGAACUUGCAAAAUGUCAAAUGGCGAAGUUAGACAAGUCUCUGUCGAGGACAUACAAAUGGUUCAAACCCUUAUCGAAAGAUGCCUUCAGCUUUACAUGAGUGAGAAGGAGGUUGUGAAUACGUUGUCACACCAGGCAAAGAUUGAACCUGGCUUCACUGAAAUUGUGUGGCGAAAGCUCGAAUCAGAAAACCAGCGAUUUUUUCGGGCGUAUCAUCUGAGGCUGAUUUUGAAGGACCAGAUAUUAAGAUUUAAUCAGUUGCUCCAGAGACAGGUUGAGCUAAUGCAUCAAGUCUGUCGGACGAGAGUCACUUCCAUGUCGUUGUCGAAUGUUCCUCAGAUGCAUUCAAUGCACAACAACUCAGGUUAUCAGGUUCAACAGCCAGCGGGGCCACCUAUAAAUCCGGAAAACAUGCACCAAGCUGUUAUAUUGCCCAAUGUCUACACUAAUGGUGCGUCCGCCCUGCAACCUAACAUGCAAGUUCCAGUCAACUUAUCUGGUCAUGGUGGUCGGAUCGACGUGCCAGAAAACAUGCUUUUAACUCAAAAUUCCAGCUCUGGAAUUGUGCAAGGGAUGAACGGUGUAAUGACUAAAUCAGAGGGUGGCUUUGCGGGCGACUCCCACUUCAUGUUUGGCGCAGAGAACAAUCUCAUAGAACAUCGCAACACAACUGGAGAAGCGUUUGUUUCACCUUUCACAAGUGGUGAUCCGAACAACUCCAUGUUGGACCAGGAGACGAGCUCAUUCGGAUUCUUGGGACAGAUACCGCGCAACUUCAGUCUCUCAGAUUUGACAGCCGACUUUUCCAAUAGCUCAGAUAUACUCGUGAGCUACUGUAGAUCGCCAUUUCUGGGCGCAAAUGCGAACAUCUUGAACCCCAACAUCAGAAGCGAACAACAAGGUGUUAGGAGAUUGGACACCAUAUCAGAGGGGUCGGGUUACGAUGAUUUCGCCAGUAACUGAAUCUUUCGAAUGAUCUUGCGUUGGCGCCAGCGACUGAAACUUUAGAAUGAUCUAGCAAAUUGAUUCAAAGUCAUUCUUAUCUAGCCUCAUCUGUGCAAAACCGCAUUAAUUUCUUUUUCCUUAUUUAGCUACUACAAGUUUUUGUAAAUACAUUCAAGAAUUAAGAGUGAUUGCAGUAUAUUCAAGGUA